CACAGCUUCACAAUCGCAUACUCGCAGCAAAUUACUUCUCCCACCGAACUUACAAUUCAUCUACAGCUGGAGAUUGAAGUACUGUGCGAUCGCAAUAUGGCACCAUCUACUGCGCUUACCACGAAAGUGGAGGGCGAUCCCCCAUACCAAUUGAACAGCGAACAGACACUCAAAGCCUCAAAAGCUCUCUUAUCACACAUCCAAUCCUCUGCCGCCGAGCUCACAAAGUCAUCUGGAAAACAAAGUCUCCUCCCCACAGAAGACGAUGACGAAGAAGCAGACGACAGCCUCUCCACCCCCAUCUGGCUCACCCUCACAACCAAAAAACACAUCACCGACACCAAACGCCUAAAACCAUCCCGAAUCACCGUCCCACACCCCCUCAACAGCAGCACCUCGACCACCAUCUGCCUAAUCGUCGCCGACCCCCAACGCACCUACAAAGACAUUGUCUCCUCGCCCGCCUUCCCGCCCGAGCUCGCGGCCCGCAUCACAAAAGUCGUCGGCCUCGACAAGAUCAAGAAGAAAUGGACCCAGUACGAAGCCCAGCGCAAGCUGAUGGCCGAGCACGACAUCUUCCUGGCGGACGACAGGAUCAUUGUUUCGCUGCCCAAGUUACUCGGCAAGACGUUCUACAAGUCUACUACUAAGCGACCAAUUCCGGUUAAUAUUGCCGCGCCGGCGCCGAAGACGGAUGGGAAGCGUAUUGCAAGGGCGAAGGGCGAUACGGAGACCCGCGGUGCGGGGACGGCGAAGCAGAUCGCGAGCGAGGUUGAGAAGGCGGUUUCAUGUGCGUUGGUGCAUUUAUCUCCUUCUACGAACACGGCGGUUCGAGUCGGCUACUCGAGCUGGAGCGCUGAGAAAUUGGCCGAGAAUAUCGAGGCUGUGACGAAGGAGGUGGUGGAUAAGUUUGUACCGAGACGUUGGAGAGGGGUGAGAGCUCUGCAUAUCAAGGGGCCCGAGACGGCGGCGCUCCCGAUUUGGUUGGCGGAUGAGUUGUGGGUUGAUGAGGGGGAUGUGUUGGGCGAGGAGGAGGUGAAGGCUAAGGCGGAGAAGGCGGCGAAUGUGGGGAAGAAGAGGAAGAGUGCGGUUUUGGAGGGUGUGGUUGGGAAGGAGGGGAAGAAGCUGAAGGAGAGUAAUGACGAUGCUCUUGAUAAGGAGAUUGCGUUGAGGAAAGAGAAGUUGAGGAAGCAGAAGGAGGAGGCUAGUAAAGAUGUCGAGGGCGAGGUUCCUAUUGCUUCGGUCAAGGUUUCGAAGAAGGGCAAGAAGAGCCAUGGUGUUGUGGCGUAG
Molecule: messenger RNA, 1290 nt
Organism: Mollisia scopiformis
Lineage: Eukaryota; Fungi; Ascomycota; Leotiomycetes; Helotiales; Mollisiaceae
Product: ribosomal protein L1
Exons: 2
Coding region: 97-1290 (397 amino acids)
Source: RefSeq, a predicted model, not a curated record